Fusarium vanettenii 77-13-4 is the source of this 1062-nucleotide messenger RNA. RefSeq lists its product as uncharacterized. The coding region runs from base 1 to 1062 and encodes 353 amino acids. The transcript has 5 exons. Lineage: Eukaryota; Fungi; Ascomycota; Sordariomycetes; Hypocreales; Nectriaceae. The record is from RefSeq and is a predicted model, not a curated record.
AUGCCUGGCCCACCACUGAUACUCGAGUGGUAUCGUUAUAUCUCUUCUAGACGACCACCAAGGCUCCGCAGAAUAGCAAAGCGAGCUCCCGUGUCGUCAAUCAAUCCGGUGCUUUGGAAUUCUGACAUGGGAGGUAUUUCCGGUCCAGAUAGCGCCAUAUUAUUGACCGAAGCCAUCGACGAGAUCAAGACGGUCAUCAAUGCGUUGGGAGAUCUGGCCAAGACUCUUGGAAACGAUAUUUGGGACCUAAUCAGAAAGAAAGUGCAGCUUUGGGACCUUUAUGAAGCGAGUAGGCAAGGACAUCGCCGACUUUGUCCUCGAGGCACUGCGAAAGAUAGCAGCCCACAUCAUCGACAAGGGUUCCCUGGGCUGGCGCUGCCCGUAUCGUCAAGCCCUUCUGAGAGUCUACAACUUACCACAUCGAUUCUGGAUGCAACCACCGGCUUCUGGGACUCUACCUUUGAUGGUGUUGGCCUGGGCGCCUACUCGACAGAUAUUGGUAUCAUCAACGGAGCAUUAGCGGCCGUCAACAUCAUUGUUAACCUUCCUCUGCCAUCUGAUCGCAGCGGCGUCCCUGGAAUCCCUCACAACAUUGUCGCCGUGGGUCUCGUCAUCUUUAGCAACGAGGUUUUUGUCGAAGACUGGCUCAUAACACGUCACGGGCGAGCUGACCGUAUGUACGUCGGUAUCCAGCAUGAGGUCUUUGAGCUUCUCGGCGCGGGCCUGAGCUCCGUGUCGGCAUGGACGAUGGAUAAUCAGCCGCAGGUUGCACUAGCGGCAGAAACCCUGUUGAUCGCGUACCGGAGCGACGGCGUCAACCUCACAGUCGUGAAUGGUGGCCCUGACAUCCAGGUUAUGGUCAAGGGCAGAGACGGCGUGACGCAGCUGAUGAUGAUCCCGAACCGUCAGUGGGUGACGGAUGUUUCUGGACCCGAGUUUGCAGAAUUGGCAUUCGGAGAUGGCUUACCAGAGAAGAAGCAACUAAAGCCUCCAAUUCUGAGAAAGGAGUCAGGAUUGCCUAUGCUGAAAAGAGAGGUUAAGGUGGAAGUUGUCGAGGGCUAG